AUGGAAAAUAAAACAAAGUUCUUACAACAUAAAAAUGACGUAACACAUGUAAAAUCUCCCCAAAUUACGACCAAUAAGAAUAAACAAAAUAACAAUGAUAGAUUGAUACAUAAAAAUGGACAAGAAAAUAUGCCUAAUAUGGGUGGCAUAUAUGAUAAAAAAAAAUCUAAAAAAAUACAACCCAAAAAAUAUGGAAAUAAUUUAAGUAAUAUAAAAAAUAAAACUAGCGAAGAUUUGUAUAGCCAAAACAAUAAAUCAAAAUAUGAUUUUAUAAAUUAUUUAAAUAAUAUUAAAAGUAAUUUCUCCAUUAUAAAUUAUUUUAAAAUGUUAGUUAAUGUAUCUAUUUAUAAUUAUAUACCUUUUAAUUUCCGAAAUAUAUCAAAUGAUGCUUAUGUGUGUGGAAAUUCUUUUAUCCUCAAAGAUCCAAAUUCUUUAAAAUUAUUUUUAAUUCUGUGCAAAUCAAAAAUAUUGUUUACAUAUAGAUCGAACUUCCUCAUAAAAAUUAGUGAUAGCAAGACGCUAGUUAGUAGUAGUAAUAGUGAUAAUGCUAAUUUUUGUGUCAGUACCAAUAUGAAGAAUAGUAAUAAUUUUCUAGAAAUAAAUAAAGUUGUAGAAAGUAUUAAGAGUAGUACAUCCUUUGAUGAUGUCCCUACUUUUAGGGAUACUAAUAUUAUUCAUUCUGUAAGUAAAAAUUUUGAUAAUGAAAAAAUUAAUAUCCUAACUUCCGCCAAUAAUAAUGAUAAGCAUAUUAAUCCAUCUACUGAUAAUGAUAUUAUUAUUAGGAAUGAUUUAAAUAUCUCUUCUAUAAAUAAAUGUUAUCAUUAUAAUAAUAUAAAUAAUGACAAAGAGGAAAAUAAAAAAGGAUUUAAAAAAAACAGAGGGACAAAAAUCAAGGGAAAAUACUACAAAAAUAGAGUUAUAAAUUUUACAGAUAUACCAGAACAUUUUUUAAAUAAAAUAUAUUAUGAUAAAAAAAAAUACUUGUAUAUAAAUUGUGAAAAUAUAUCAAGUUUUAGCCCUAAAUAUAUUUUUAAUAAAAAAAAACAUGUACAUAUGAAUAAAGACAACUAUUCAUGUAACAAAAAUGAUUUCAGUGACAAUCUUAUAGAAAACAAAACCAGCGCAGAUAUACAUCUUAACAAUGUGAAUGAUAGCCAAGAAACAAUUUUAUAUAUAAAGGAUAAUUUUGAAAAUGAAAAAAGUAAUUUUUCAUCUUUAAGUCAUAAUAGUGUCGAAAAUGAUAAUUCUGUAGAUACUGAACAGUUUAUCACUAGAAGCAAUGAUAAACUUAUUUCCAGUGAAAACAAUAAUCUAAAUAAUUUGGAAAAUAAUGAUUUAAAAAUGUAUAAAGAUACCUCAGAAGAGUUUAUAAGUAAAGUGAACAAGCCCAUCAAUAAUGCAAAUAUAAUGGACUAUUAUAAUGAUAGUAAUAGUGAUGGACAAAAGAAACACGAAAAGUUGUUCAAAAAUGAACUAUAUACAAUAAAAAAAAAAUUGAGUACUAAUAAUACUAUAAAUAGUAAAAUUAAAAACAAAUAUAGGCACUUUUUUAAAUUAAAAAAAAAACGAAAAAAAAAAAAAACAGAUGAUACUAUAUCUAUUUAUAUGAGCGAUAAAGGGUGGGGGUGUAUGAUUAGAGUAGUUCAGAUGGUAUUAGUUAAUAUAUUUGUCAAAUAUACAAUAUCCGAAGAUUUUAUGUUUUUUCAUAAUUUAAAUGAUUAUAUAUUUUAUAAAAAUUCCCUUAACAAUUUAAACACGGAAAAAUUGUUACAUGAAAAAAGUGAAGAAAAAAUAACGAAAUAUCAUACUGAGAAAAUUAAAUUGAACAAACUUAAAGAAGAUAAAACCUAUGAAAUUUACUGUUUAAAAAAAGUGUCCAAAUCAAAUAUAUCGCAUGAAAACGAUAAUUGUUCAAUAUUAAGUAAAAAUAGUAACCACACAUUAAAUGGAAAUAUAAAAACCAUGCAUCAACAAGAUCAACACAAUUAUAAAUAUAAUGAUAUAUCUUUACUUGGAUUAAAAAAUCGAAUUCUCAGUGACAAUAAUAAUAGCACAAGCAGUAAUAAUACAAACAUAUCCCAUUAUUUUAAAUGUUAUAAAACUUAUAGAGAUUUUUUAAUGAACAGUGAAAAUAAUAUUCAGGAUAUGAAUAAGAACAACUAUUUGAUAUUUCCUAUAUUAUCAAAAUUCCGAGAUACUGAAAAUGCAAAAUAUUCAAUACAGAACAUUAUAUAUGAAGCAAUGAAAUAUAAAAAAAUUCAUAAAGAAAGUAUAGAAAAAUUUGUGUAUGAAUGGUUUGGACCUACUAAUAGUGCAAUUAUUAUAUCUAAUCUAAUUAAUAAAAAAAAAGUGUGUUUUCUUAGAAAAAAAAGAAAAAAUACAAUAAUCGAUAAGCAUGUAGAUAAACAAAAUAUUAUCGAUAGAUAUAAGAAUAACACUAAGUGUAUAUUUGUAAAAAAAAAAUACCGAAAUGCAUUUUUUUCUAUAGCUUUUGAAACAGGAGUAAUAUAUAAUAAUCGUGUUUUAAAAUUUUUUCAAAUAAAGCAAAAAGUAUUUGUAAUUAUAUGGGUAUGCUUAAAAUUAGGAAUUGAUUCAAAAAGUAUUUUGAAAUAUAAGCAAUCAAUAUUAUCUUGUUUUCGUUUAAAACAAUUUCAAGGAAUAAGUGGAGGGAACACUUAUACUAGUGCUUAUUAUUUUUAUUCAGCAAAUGACAAUGGUCUUUUUUAUAUAGACCCUCAUAUAAAGUGUCAGAAAGCCUUUACAGAUUUAAAUACAAAUAUAAGUUCAGAAUUUUUUAUGCAUCGAAUAAAGCUAUUACCAUGGGAGCAUUUGAAUUCAUCAAUGUCAUUAGUCUAUGUAGUUAAUUCUAAAGAUGAUUAUUUUGAUUUAAUUCACAAUUUAAAAUUGAUUGACCCCAAUAUAUUUGAAGUUUAUGAAGAAGAACCGAAAUAUACUUUUAAAGGAGAAUUAAAUGUUGAUAGUGAUAACUCAGAAUUGAUUUUAUUGUAA
Plasmodium yoelii is the source of this 3009-nucleotide messenger RNA. Its product is annotated as cysteine protease ATG4, putative. The coding region runs from base 1 to 3009 and encodes 1002 amino acids. NCBI's taxonomy places the organism in Eukaryota, Apicomplexa, Aconoidasida, Haemosporida, Plasmodiidae. The transcript is spliced from 3 exons. The record is from RefSeq and is a predicted model, not a curated record. Gene Ontology annotation, molecular function: protein-phosphatidylethanolamide deconjugating activity.